Molecule: messenger RNA, 2458 nt
Organism: Pseudophryne corroboree (corroboree frog)
Lineage: Eukaryota; Metazoa; Chordata; Amphibia; Anura; Myobatrachidae
Gene: ABT1
Product: activator of basal transcription 1
Exons: 4
Coding region: 256-1053 (265 amino acids)
Biological process (GO): endonucleolytic cleavage in ITS1 to separate SSU-rRNA from 5.8S rRNA and LSU-rRNA from tricistronic rRNA transcript (SSU-rRNA, 5.8S rRNA, LSU-rRNA); endonucleolytic cleavage to generate mature 5'-end of SSU-rRNA from (SSU-rRNA, 5.8S rRNA, LSU-rRNA); small-subunit processome assembly
Cellular component (GO): nucleolus
Molecular function (GO): RNA binding
Source: RefSeq, a predicted model, not a curated record
GCUUGCAUAGGGCCUGACUAUCGACGGAUCCAGCUAGACUUUCCAUCGUUGGCAAGGAUACCGAUGGCCACCCCUACCCACGUGAUCCCCUCCCUGUUCCAGCCUCUAGGAGUCUGUGUCCCUCCUUCCUGACGUCAUUACCGUGCGCCGGAGCUGCCCCUGCACGUUGUUGUGUGUGGUCCUGUGACAGCAGCGUCACUGUGUACAGCGGUGUGUGUCCCCUGUAUGUGUUUAUUUGUGUAUAUAUAGAACAAGAUGGAAGUCAGAGAGGAGGCUGUGGCUGGAGAGGAAGAGGAGGAGGAAGAGGUACCUGUGGCUGAGGAGGGAGAAGACAGCGCGGGAGCAGAGCGUGAUAUAGACACAGCGGGUGAUGAUACACAGGGCGGCAAGAAGAAGGUUAUUCCCGGCAUCAUCUACCUGGGUCACAUCCCACCUCGACUCCGGCCUCGUAACAUCCGCAACAUGCUGAGCGUUCAUGGGGAAGUGGGACGCAUCUUCCUACAAGCCGAGGAGCGCUUUGUGCGCAAGAAGAAAAAAAAAGCUGGCACCAACGCCCGCGAUUUCACGGAAGGUUGGGUUGAGUUUCGGGACAAGCGUCUCGCCAAGCUGGUAGCGGCCAGUCUCCACAACACUCCUAUGGGCGUGCGGAAAAAGAACCGCUUUCACGACGACUUGUGGAACAUGAAGUAUCUGCACCGCUUUAAGUGGACUGACCUGAGCGAGAGGCUUGCAAUCGAGAGACAGGUCCGGCAGCAGAGGAUGCGGGCGGAAGUGUCGCAGGCAAAGAGAGAGACCAACUUUUAUCUGCAGAACGUAGAGCGCAGCAAGAAAUUCUCCAAAGCGGAGCGGAAGAGGGCGGCAGAUCCGGCCACCAGCACAGCCCCGGACAAGCAGUGGAACUUCACACAGCGCAAGACGGAGGAAGAAAUCCAGGUCCUUAAGUCGGCCAGGGACAACGAACGUCUCCAGAAACGCCAGGAGCAGACUGAGCGCGCGCAGGAGAAAUCCCAGACCAACCGCUCGCUUCUGCAGAAGAUUUUCUUUGCUUCCUGAACGCUGAGAGCCUAGGGCUGGGGACACUGAGCCCACGGAGACACUGAUUACCCUGGGGGUGUAGACACCCCCUCCGCACCAACAACAGGAGUACUCUGUCAUACUGGCGUUUCCCUGGUGCAGGAGAAAGCCUCAUAACACUGCUCAGUCUGUGUUAUUCCAUGUGCUCCAGAACUGAGCGUCCGGCUCCUAUCUCUGCUCUAGUUACAGAAUAAACUGAGUUUAUUUUUUGUUGGGUAAAUCCAUUGCAUGACUGUAUCUUUGGCGGCAAAGUAUCAUGUUUUUUUGUUGUUGGAGGAUUACACCCCUAAAGUAUAAUACAAUGUGCCCUAGUGCGGCAACUGAUGCCAUAUUACUGUAACAAUUCAAGAUUGCUCCGGAGCGGAGACAGCAGAUCUGCAGAGCCGCUGUCUCCACCAUCUCCAGCGCUUCCGAUUCUGACGCUAACCGCUGGCAGCGAAACGUUACAGGGCAGCGGUAGUUUGUGCGCAGGUGUGUAAUUGCAUCGGUUUGCUGUCUGAUAGGUAGCCAUAUCGGGCCCACUGCUAGAAACAUUCGGACACUAGUGUUUCUGCGUGCGUAAUGCGCUUAUUAGCGAUGAUGAAUGGGUGUUGUCAAUCAGAUACUUAAUUGGAUUAGUAUCUAAAGGACAACUGGGGGGGGGGGGUGGACAACUUAAUUGGCCCACACCAUUCUAUUUAAUCAUAGAGCUGUGGGGUGUUGCAGACUUGGAUGCGCCCAUAAGACACGUUUGCUGCAGAUCGCAGAGCUGCUGUAUACAGCAGGCCUGGCCAACCUUUGGCUCGCCAGAUGCUGCAAAACUACAAGUCCCAUCAUGCUCUGCCACAGUUUUGUCAUUUGGGAGUGCUUAAACUGUGGCUUGGCAUGCUGGGAUGUGUAGUUUCACAACAGCUGGAGAGUCACAGGUUGGCCAGGCCUGGUAUACAGGAAGCCUCAGGCUCUGCCAGGGCAGCACAUGUGUGCCAGCUGUAAGCCGGUAGUGUGCCGUAGUGUAUAUGCCAAGCUGGCACCUGGAGCAUACUGUAGUGUAUAUGUGUCUGGUGAUGUGGGUAACGGUGUUAUCUGUCAAUACUACGCACUAUAGCAGGCAUGUCCAAACUGCGGCCCUCCAGCUGUUGGGAAACUACACAUCCCAGCAUGCCCUGACGCAGCUUUAGCAUUCUCUGACAGCAAAACUGUGUCAGGGCAUGCUGGGAUAUGUAGUUUCACAACAGCUGGAGGGACGCAGUUUGGACAUGCCUGCCUUAUAGCAUCGUAAUGAAGUGUCAUAUACAUAAGGCAGACUGUUUACAGUUAUUAUUAAUUAGUAUAAAAUGCAAUUAAUUGCAGAGGCUAACACAACAUUUAAACGAAUAAGUUCAAUAAAAAAAUGUUUUGUUUUUUU